UUGCACAUAUCGUCACAUUAUAAAGUUCGAAAAAAUAAUGCAAAAUAUUUGACCACAAUCUGACACACCAUUAUGUGUGUGAACCGACGUCCUUGUUAAAGCAAUUAAAAAAACAACAACUUUAGCGAAAUGACACGAGACGGUGAAAUACCAGCAAUUUUUAAUCCAAAACAACAUCGAGUUCGUACACCAUCGGUGGUGGUCACCGGAGAUUCUCCAAAUGGUCCAUACGGUGGUGGUGGUGGUUUUACAAAUAUUCUAAAUACAAGCAAUCCUCAAAUAGCCCACCAAGAUUCAAUAUCUUCAAGCCAAAAUGAUCCUAAUGAAGUAAUAACUAUACAUCCUGAAUCAACCUGCCCUGUUGCAUUAACUAGAGCUGUAAGCGUGGCGGGAGGGGGAGGCGGUGUUGGUGCGGCAGGUGGUGGUGGUGGUAACACCAGCGGUGGCAAUGAUUCCGAUACACCCACAGACCCUGGUCAAAAUGAUAAUACCACAUCACGUUUCCCCCGCCUUAAAGCCUGCAAAGAAACCUGUUGUUCUGAAUUGGCACAAAAAAUGUAUUUUGGUGUAUGUGUUACUAUACUAGUGACAGCAUCAUGGGUUGGUGCCACACACUGCAUUAAGUUAUUGUAUUUAAAUCGCAGCUCCUACAUAUCGGCCCUAGAUGAUUUCGAUACAUUGGCUGUGAGCGGUAAUGACUUGAAUUUGGUCAACAAUGAUGAUGCCGUUGCAUUAGAUUCUCUUAUACCCAUUAGUGAUACAUCGAUUAGUGUAACCGAUGUAGAGGAUGCAACGAAAAUAUUCCAUGUGCCACCAGAUCCACCCAUGCCAUCAAAUAUAUUUAGUGCACCUUUUUUUGCCGCUUGGUUUUUUACAAAUUUCUCUUUGUUAUUCUUUCCCAUCUAUAUUUUGGGACGAGUUUCUCUGAGAAAAUGUGAUAAGCCAGGCGAAAUAUUAGGUGAUGUGUUGAGAGGUUUUCGUGAUCGAGGAUUUACUGUGGGACGUUUUCUCAAUCGUUGCCUAUCAUUUUGUAUACUAUGGCUUUUAACCACUUACCUUUAUACGUUAUCUCUGCGUGUCUUAUUUGCCACCGAUGCCAUGGCAUUGUUUGCCACCAAUGUGGCAUGUGUUUACCUUUUAUCCUGGGUUAUAUUGCACGAACAAUUUGUAGGAGUGCGGAUUGUUGCUGUCAUAUUGUGUGAUACUGGCAUUGCACUGUUGGCUUAUAUGGAUGGCAUUACGGAAAGUCGUACAUUGAGUGGCGUGGUUUUGGCCACUUUGGCAGCAGCUUGUUAUGCAGUGUUUCGAGUUAUGUUCCGCAAAGUGAUGGGUGAUCCGCCUGUUGGACAAAUUGCUUUUGCUUUUACUACAUUAGGUUUUCUAAAUGCUCUACUCAUGUGGCCAAUAUGUGUGGCUUUAUAUUUGACUGGCACUGAAAUAAUGCCAUCAGAUCGUAUGCCUUGGAUUAUAUUAUUGAUUGCUAGUAUAUUGUUAUUGGUUUUUCACAUAUUAAUGCAAUUUAGCUCAGCUGUUACAUACAAUAUGUUUGUAACAUUAGGUUUAAUUACAGCAGUUCCUGUUUCAGGAGCAUUGGAUGUUGUUUUAUAUGGUGCUACAUUUGCUGGCAUGAAAUUGGCUGGUGUGAUACUAAUUGCAGUUGGUUUCUUUUUGGUAAUGUUUCCUGAAAAUUGGCCAGAUUAUAUAACCAGAUUAUUAAGAAAAAGUGGUCGUGCUAUACUACGUUACCAAUGUUGUUGUGAAUUAGCUGAAAUUCAUUAUACACACUCGAAAUAUCAUCUUAUUGGGUCACAACGCGAGAUGGGGUCGAGGUCCUCGCCACGGUUCGUUAGCCGGUCAGCAUCCCACCAUUAUAGAUUAUCGGACGGGAUACAUAAGGUCCCAUCUUCGGUCACCCUCUGGCCGUGUGAGAUGACUGAUCUAUCGCCUACCGGUUUUAUACAAAACAAUCACAAUAAACCGCAACAACAACAACAACAUCAUGCUCAUCAUCAAACACUACAACAACCACAUCAUUCCUCUUUACAUCACCAGCAGCAUCCACAACAUUCUAGUCUUUCCCUAUCGUCAUCAGGUGGCGGUGGCGCUGUUGGCGGCCACCAUUCCAGCAGCCAUAGCAGCAGUUUGCGUGCUCCUCCAGUUGGCAGUGGUGGCGGUCGUUUAUUUUCAUAUUUUGGCAAUGAUCAUGAACAUGAACGUAAAAAGUCGGAAACAUCAUUUUUCAAUUUGGGUUUUCGUCGCAAAUCAACUGUUGUUUACUAUGCGGCCACCGACUAAUAUGAACCCCAUCGUUUAUCCAUCAACUCUAUUGGAUGAAUUGAAUUUAUUGCCACAACAGCUACAUGCAUUGUAAACAAAUCCGUACAUUAAGCAAACAAUUACAAACAAAAAAGAGUAAGAAUUACUGUUAAAUAUAAAUUAAAUAAUUAACAAUUUAAAUAUAUACUAACUUAAAAGAAAAAUUAAAUAUUAAACAAUUUGAUGUUAAUUUUAAGAUAAUCAAAGAAGAAUUUGCAAAAACAAACUCAAAAUAAGACACACUCACAUUAUACAUAAUUGUUAAAACAAAAUAUUGAAAAUAUAUGACAUACAUUUACCGUUAUUCAAAUUAUGCUCAAUUAAAACAAAACCAACAAAAGAAUAUCAAAAACACAGCCUACAAUCAACCACCAUAAUUAAAUUUAAAAAAAUAUACCAAAGAAAUAACGUUCAAAAAGGAUCUUAUUAGUUUUGUGUAGCAUAUUUUAAGGAUGUGAGUUUAUAUUUAAGAGAGGAUAUGUUUGUUUCAUAUGAAUAAACACACAAAAUAUGCUUCUAAUUUUUGUGAUCUACAGUUAUCUUCGAAAUUGUACUUCUUCUAAAAGCUUUUUUUUAGAACCUCCACCACUAUAGUGAGGAUUUUGGAGCUCGUUAUUAUGUUUCAUUAUUUAGUAUCUCUACAAAAACUUAGUUUUAUAUACAUAAGUCUAAAUAAUACUUUCGAUUUUCGUAAUGAUCGGUGCUCAUUUGACCCUAGCCCCAUGCAAGCACAAGAACGUUGUUAACUCAGUUUAAACACAAACAUUAUGAUGAAAUUCUUCAUAGUUAACUUCUAACAUAAACCUUUCCUCCAAAUUUUGAUAGCAUCGAUCAAUAAUUGACACCUAGUCUAAAUAAUACUACGAAAGUUUUUAACUUUCUUUUAAACACAAGCAUUAUAAUGAAAUUCUUCAUAGUUAACUUCUAACUUAAAUCUCUCCACCAAAUUUUGAUAGCAUCGGUCCAUAAUUGACCCUAGAUCCCAUGUACACACAGACUCUUAUAAAAAAUCCGUCUUUCAUCAAUAAAUUGCCUUAAUAUAUAUGGAAUUUAAGGUAAAAUUCUUCAUAAAUGUUUUAUGAACGAUUAUACUUUCCUACUUGUUUUAUGUGCUUUGUUAUCCUAAAAACAAAAAGCCCACUUUACGAUUUUGAGGAUUCUAGCUGUAAUAUAUUUUCAGAUAUGCGAACCUUUGUAUUUAAUUUAUAUGAGAGAUGUCACACCAACAACUUCAAUGGAUUAUAACGUUACAUUUUAAGAUUCUACCUCUAAUAGUUUCAUUGUUUUGGGAGGUGCCAAGCACCCGAUUGGUAGCCCGCCUUUUUUCUCCAAAUGUGUAUAUGGAUGUGAAAUAUUUUCGUUCUAAAUUUUAGGGUUAUAGCUCUAAUAGUUUCUCAGAUAUAAACAUAUUUGUAUUCAAUUCACAAGCCACGGCCCCUAUUGCAAGUACGCCCAAUUUUGAUUCUUAAAUACUCACAUUGAAGCUAAAGUGACUUCGAAAAAACUGAUGAAUCUCAGAUAUUUUAAUUUAAAAUUUUUCUUAUAUGGCAGGUGCUACGUCCACUAACCAUUUUGUGUCUUACAUAGCCGAUAAUUGCAAAUACAUUAUUUCUUUCAGAUAAUGCUCACGACCCAAUUAUUCAUCAUUUCACUCUCAUUCAUAAUACAUACAACGUUCAAUUACGAUCCCAAUGAAAGGGGGAUUAACUAAUGUUCUCUCAAUUCAGUUUAAAUUACCCAACGACUUCUAAACAACUCAUUGUCACCUCAGCAGUUUGUCUUCAUUCGCUGGAAGUCUUUAAGAGCAAUUUGCGCGUCGUCGUUAUCACUUAAAGGCGAUCAGACCAAUGUUAUUUGACGUCUCAUUCUUAAUCGGUAUUACUUCCUAAAUAUUCUAAGUUAUGAUUUGCCUGCAAAUAACGGUAUGAUCAUAUUCUGCCUCAUGACGGAGAUAUCAUUCUAACUACUAUAUAAUAAAGUUGGAGCUCCCUCUCCACCCGUAACAUGUCAUAAAAGAUCUUCGAGUGUGCGACAACUACACUGAGCGAUAUAGGCAUGAUUCGCUUGAAAAAGCAUGGUAUUUCCAGAGUAUCCUAUCAAUAUCGUACUUGAAGGUUACCUAUUGCAAAAGAUACUGAGAUCUGCAUAAAGCAAUAGAGUAGAGCGUUCUUGUUGCUGCACUAAGCCCCCAGGAUUGUCCACUCUAAAAAGAGCCAUAUGUCCGUAGUAAUUCUACCCUGAGGUCUAUGGGUCACUUUUAGCUCAAGUUAUGUUAUCAAUGAGGUUGAUUAUAUCAAACGCUUGCCAUAAAAGAGCAGCGUCUGACUCUGCCACUUUAUAGUACGUUAGGAUGUUGAUCUGGAUGUGGCUGUGUUCUUGGUAUUUAGAUUUUUGAUUGAUCUUUAUAAUUCUUCUUUAGAUAAGUGCACUUGAAAAGUCUAAAAGUACACGAUACAUUACUUUUUGUUGUGUUCAGUCCAAUCUGUCUUGUUUAAACUUAAGCGACUUUUACGUGACAAUCAAGGACAACGGAUAUCGAAGAGAACGCUUGUAUUUUGACAGUAUUUUUCAUUGAAUUUUCCUUCACAGAUUUACGGUAAACCUAUGAAGGUAAACCGUUUACCUUCUUAGAGUCAUAAGCCGUGUUCUGUAUUUAUGAUGUUAGAAGUCACCACCAGCAUAUCCUCCUCGUCGGAAUGUAACUUGUCAUCACUGGUCACAGUGCCGUCUAGCAAUACCGGGAUCAGUAUGGUCUUAUAACGUGCUUCUGAGAACUCUCGUUAUCCUUUGAGAUAUUAGCACUUGAGUCUAGACUCUAGAACACUGUAUCACACUAUUACACUGCCGCUUUUCUCGCGUCGAGUGCAGAUCAGGAUGGCGAAAACCGUUGGGCUUUUCAGGUCUUGAACCAACUGAUCAAUCUUUCUCAUUCCUGAAAUCUUUAAAUUAUUUUGAGCAUUAUUAAUGUGUCACUUCGCCCUGUCCUGCUAAAUGUAGAUAUCCAUUCGCAGCAAGUUUAUGUGGAGGAUGUUUAUCAAUUACUCGAAGAUUCCGAUUGUACAUAUUCUCCAUCCAUUGGUACAUAAACCUUGGUAGAGUUUAGAAACAAAUCGACCAAAACAGCAACAUUCUAAUCUACAUUUCUUUGUUUAGAUUCAAUUAGGCCCAUGGAAAGCUGUUCUGAUAUAAUAGAAAUUCCUUUUGUAGAUGGCCAUUACAUCUUUACGAAGUGUCCACUAUGGACCCUUCGUAUAUUAGUUUGCAUUUCCAAAUUCAAAUUUACUUUUCGGUUCAGAGAAAAAUCGUUUUCAAUUUCUGAAUUAAAACAUUUUUUUGAAUAGUUUAGAAGUCUCAGUGAAAUUGUAUAACCUUGGUUUUUGUAUCUGUUAAUUUUAAAACUUCUCCAAUUAAAAUAAAUAAUAAUAAAGAACUAUGGUCCGAUUUUAUAGUUCACACUAAAGCAAAAAAAGUUUUACUUAAGUUUGUAAAUUUCAUACAAAAUACAAAACUUCCUUUAAUGAGAACUGUAAAGCCCAGCCUAUAUCUUUUCAUAUAUUACAAUUUAUUAUUUAGUUAGUUUAUUUUUAAAGAAAAACCAGUUUAACUGAACAAAAUUAAAACUAACUGUUUAUUCAAGGAUCUCUAAAAAAUAUUCAUUCCACCCAUUAAUUUAACUACAUACAUACUAAAACUAUAUGCCAAUUGUUUAAAGCAAUUAAAAAUAAAUUAAUUAAUAAUAAAACAUAAUUUAAGGACACGUACAUAAUACUAUAUAUUUAUUUAUAUAACACAAAUCAGUCUUAUUCAAAAAUGAACACUUCGUCAAUAAUCAAUAAUAUUUCAGGAAUUACGAGGUUUUUAAACUUUUCAAUUUUAAUUGGAAGCUAAUUAUAUGAAUAUAAAUUGAAGAUUCUGAAAUAGAAUUGGAAUAUGAAUAGUUGGAGAUUUUUAAAACGGAGUAGGAAAUCAUUUAGUUUCGGAAGAGUACAUCAUUACUAUUCUUUCCAUGAUACCAAUUACCCUAUUUCACUUAGCACAAUGAAUUUAUGGACUAAUCUAAUAGAAAAUGGGGGGGGGGGGUGGUUGUUAGGUUAAACUGUAACUCGAGCGAAAGAAAAAAUUUCGAAUUUGUAUGUUAAAUACAUUGUAUUUCGAAAGCUUUUUCUUAACCCCCUUGGAUUAGACCUAAAUAUAGAACCCCCAGAUUAAAAUUGUACAGUUUAAGCUAUUACAACAACAAAUAGUCUUUCAGAGGGGUAGAUAAGCAUAGAUAGUAUUGGAGUACAAUUGUGAAAUAUAAAUUGAAGAUUCUGAAAUAGAAUUGAAAAUUCUGAUAUAUGUAUAUAAUUAGCAGGGAAACCGAAAAAAGUGUUUUAAGCGCUUUAAAUAUGUCGUAAAAAACUCAAAAUAUGCUCUUAAAAUUUAAUAAAUAGGCUCCAAAAAUAAUUAUUUUAAAUUAUAUUUUAACAUUGAAAAGCUUAAAAAGACUGAAAUUGUAAUGAAAUAAUAAAUAUUUAAUGUCAUAUUUCAUCCUACUAGAUUUUUUAUAAUUGGUUAAUCUGUUAGUUUGAAGAUCCAGUUUAAUAGAACUCUGUUUUACGUUCAGAUAACCAAUAAAUAACAUGAAGCCAUUUGGUCCCCAAAAAAACAUAUUUCAAACGACAAAGUUUGACACAUUUCUUCCAGUUGUAUUCAUAGCUUCACACAGAAAGACGCCGAAACACGUGAACUUAAUUUUCGGUCGUAGAAUCUAGUGGCAUACUCCGUUUUGAAAAGUUAGGUCAAAAUCGGGAGAUAUUGGAUUUUAAAGUUUACACUGUUUCUGAGGUGUUUUUUAAAAAAACUUUCACAGAUAGAA
Lucilia sericata (common green bottle fly) is the source of this 7174-nucleotide messenger RNA. RefSeq lists its product as uncharacterized. The coding region runs from base 130 to 2295 and encodes 721 amino acids. The transcript is spliced from 9 exons. Lineage: Eukaryota; Metazoa; Arthropoda; Insecta; Diptera; Calliphoridae. The record is from RefSeq and is a predicted model, not a curated record.